GCAGAUGUCGGUGCGAUGAGGUGCAUCGUCGUGGUCGGGAAAUGGGGAAAAAAGAACAAGAAAAGGGGCGAGAGGGAGAGAAGAAGGGAAGAAAGGCUCUGUGCGGUCUACGCACGAGAGGGACGAAGGAGAAUGGCGAUUUCUCGACCACAGAGCUGUGGUACUUGUACCCUGUACGCCGAGAUACCGCCCACGAUCAGACGCCCGAUCGUGCUUUUUUCGGGUUUCACUUGCUGCAGCGCCUUCAGAU
This is a messenger RNA of Mycena citricolor, 250 nucleotides long. NCBI's taxonomy places the organism in Eukaryota, Fungi, Basidiomycota, Agaricomycetes, Agaricales, Mycenaceae. The record is from the annotation of a GenBank genome assembly.